AUGUUUCGUGACGUCACUCGAGGGAACGGUUUAAUAUCGAAUUUAGGAACUACUGUGGAAUUUAAAGUAGAUAAAAUUACUACCGAUGCUCCUAUAUUUGCUAUACCAAAAACUUACAAUAAUGAAACUUGUUCAUGUGCAACUUCAAGUACUUGUGCAGAAUUGGCAAGUUUCUACAAUUACACUCAUCACACAGUUUACACUAUCGAAAAUAUUUACAUUGGAUGUUUUUUGAUUGAAUCAAUUCUUCAUUCAUCACUCUCUUGCUUUUUUUCAAUUUCAUGUAUGACUGAUCUCAUGGCAGCGACGGGUCUUGGAGAUCUAAGUUCCGGGGGGCUACAAGAAAUAAUUACAAUUUCACCACUACAAUUCUCGUCAUCAACUUCAAACUUUAGAAUCAAUGACACAAUCGAAACACUGAUCUAUCGGUUGUUUAUUGAUUAUUGGUCAAGUGAAAUAUCUUAUGAACAAUAUUAUAAUGCAUGUGCACCAACACAUUGUACUUAUUUGUAUGAAAAACGCUUGAAUGUUCUUUAUGCAGUCACAAUUUUCUUGACUGUUGUCAAUGGACUUUUACUUGGACUUCGUUAUGUUGUUCCAAUUUUCGUUCGACUGGUAUACAAAUUACGAAAUCGUCUUUGCGGUUAUCAUGAAUGA
Messenger RNA from Rotaria sp. Silwood2, 657 nucleotides. Lineage: Eukaryota; Metazoa; Rotifera; Eurotatoria; Philodinida; Philodinidae. The record is from the annotation of a GenBank genome assembly.